AAUGGAAAGCUCUAGUAUAAACCGGUGGUUUGAGUAUGAAUCUGGUCAUGCAUGGUGUGAAAGUGCCUACAAAUAUCAGACAUUACCAUAUGUUGCAGAAUUCGCAAAUACAUGCACAAAUCUGCCGAUCAUUGUCCUUCCACUAGUCAAUAUAAUGCUUCUUCGAAGAUAUCUUCAUGAUGUGAACGGUGGUUUGAUUUUCCCUCAGUUGUUACUCACUUUCAAUGGAUUAGCUUCAACAUAUUAUCAUGCAACUCUCAACUUAUUUGGUCAACUUGUCGAUGAACUGUCAUUAGUUUGGAUUAUAACAGUGUUCCUUGUCGUCUACAUUCCAGUUAUGAAAUGGUUCCCAGAGAAGUUCUCAAAAAGAUUAACUCUCGUCCGAUGGGUUGUUCUAAUUGUAACAGCUCUCGUAUCUGGUCUCUGCUUCCUUGAACCAAAUCUCAAUGCAAUCGCUUUGAUGCUGUUUUCCAUUCCAGCUGCUGUAGUGAUAAACUAUGAAGGAAAACAGUCUGGAAUCCCAGACAUCGAGUCAUUUCCAAGUCGAAUUCUUGCACUUUGGGGAGUUGCAUUUUCCUUCUGGUUUGCUGAUCGUCUUCUCUGCGAUUUUUGGCUUUAUUUGGGAACCCCAUACCUCCAUGCUCUGUUCCAUUUGCUCGCCGGACUUGCCGGCUACACAAUUUUCAUCAUGUUCUCGAUGAUUGAUAUUGAGAGCAGAACGAAAACUCACAAAUACACAGCCGCAGUCCGUUAUUUUCCGGGCAAGAACGGCUCGAUCUUCUCGUUCCCGUACAUUUCGCUCAAAGAACGUUCUCAGUGAGUAUAUAUGGCAUAUCCCUCUGUUAGAAUUCCAUCAAACUAACGGAGGGAAAAUUGUAUUUGUAACGCAUUCUACACAGGAAGAAAAAUGCAUGCCUGUGUACCUACAAGAGUGCCUGGUAGGCAUUAUUGAGCCUGCGUAGAAGCCUUAGUCUAUGCCCUUUUAGUUUUAUCCAUGUACUGUCCAGUUUUUGUUUUGUGUCGUUUGUGCAAUGUAUUUGUGAACGUGAAUCUGUGUUGAUAAAUGGUUUUUU
Molecule: messenger RNA, 1073 nt
Organism: Caenorhabditis elegans
Lineage: Eukaryota; Metazoa; Nematoda; Chromadorea; Rhabditida; Rhabditidae
Gene: W02F12.2
Product: Alkaline ceramidase
Exons: 6
Coding region: 2-820 (272 amino acids)
Biological process (GO): sphingolipid metabolic process; ceramide metabolic process
Cellular component (GO): membrane
Molecular function (GO): N-acylsphingosine amidohydrolase activity
Source: RefSeq, marked reviewed